Messenger RNA from Pecten maximus, 756 nucleotides. RefSeq names its product tetra-peptide repeat homeobox protein 1-like. Gene Ontology annotation, cellular component: chromatin. The record is from RefSeq and is a predicted model, not a curated record. Lineage: Eukaryota; Metazoa; Mollusca; Bivalvia; Pectinida; Pectinidae. Gene Ontology annotation, molecular function: RNA polymerase II cis-regulatory region sequence-specific DNA binding; DNA-binding transcription factor activity, RNA polymerase II-specific. The transcript has a single exon. Bases 1 to 756 code for a protein of 251 amino acids. Gene Ontology annotation, biological process: regulation of transcription by RNA polymerase II.
AUGAAAACACAUUAUCGACAGUUAAAGUGCACAGUGUGUGGAAAAGAGUUUAAACGGUCAAACGACUUAAACAGACACCUGAAUUCACACAAAAAUCAGAGUUCUUACAAAUGUCACGUGUGCGGCAAGACCUUCACGAGGAAAUAUAACAUGAAAGCACAUGUGACCAAAAAGCAUGGACAAACUGGUGGAGAUCUCUCUAGAACUAAUCAACCUCCUUCUAGAAUUCGAUUACCUGAGCCUUCUAGUACUAAAUCACCACCACCUUCCGCUAUACAGUCGCCGCUGCCGGGACCUUCCGGCAUACAGUCGCCGCUGUCGGGACCUUCCGGCAUACAGUCGCCGCUGUCGGGACCUUCCGGUAUGCAGUCGCCGCUGCCGGGACCUUUCGGUAUACAGUCGCCGCUGCCGGGACCUUCCGGUAUACAGUCGCCGCUGCCGGGACCUUCCGGUAUACAGUCGCCGCUGCCGGGACCUUCCGGUAUACAGUCGCCGCUGCCGGGACCUUCCGGUAUACAGCCGCCGCUGCCGGGACCUUCCGGUAUACAGUCGCCGCUGCCGGGACCUUCCGGUAUACAGUCGCCGCUGCCGGGACUUUCCGGUGAACAGUCUGAACCAUCUGUGUCAGGAGAACAUACCUAUUCCGAUGAUGUGAGUUGGGGAGGAAAUGCUAAUGUUAGAAACAUAUUUCCAAAUGUCAAUGAUAAUAGUGACCUACUCACUUUUUUUUGCAAACUCCAAAACGGAAGUGAUUGA